ACCCUCGGCAAUGAUUUCGGUACACUACAAUCUACAUUUUCCGUUGAGACAUUGAGGCUUCUUUUCUGGGAAACACGAAGUAGAGAAGGAAAGCAAACUUUCACUGGCAAUUAUUGGCAACAUUAUUGGUUGCUUGUGCCUUGUAUAAAGUUGUCGGACAAAUUUUUAACGAAAGAAUAAUCUCGUAACGUAUUUCAUAGUUAACUUAAGUGUAACAAAAUGGCUAAAAGGAAGAAUAAGCCAUUGAUAGAUUCAGAUUCUAGCAGUGAAUGUUCAGAUUUGGACUCUCAAUUUCUAAACUUAGCAAAGAAGAAGAAGAAACCAGAUAAUUCUCCACCACAAUCUAAGCCUAAACCUAAGUCAUCAGGGAGUGAAUCAGACUGGGAUGAUGAUGACAAGAAAAAUGACAAAUCGUCGUCAUCCUCUGGCUCAGAAUCAAAUAGCGACGCAAGAAGUGACACAUCUAAAAAGAAAGAGCCAGCGAAAACCAGCAGGAAGAGUUCCUCAGACUACUCUGACGACAGGAAGAAGCCAGAGCCCAAACGCAGUGAAGUGAGACAGAGUACGGAGAGUGUUGACAGCAAAAAGAAAGAUGUUUACAGUGAACCAGAAGAAGGUGAAGUAUCAUCCCAUUCAUCAGACAAUGAUUCCAUAGACUCAGAGGAGGAAUUUGACGAUGGAUAUGACGAGAAUCUCAUGGGCGAUGAAGAGGACCGCGCGCGCCUGGCCGCCAUGUCGGAGAAGGAGAGGGAGCAGGAGAUAUUCAAACGCAUUGAGAGGAGAGACUUGAUGAAGACUAGAUGGGAGAUCGAGCGAAAACUCCGCUUAGCCAAGCGCUCAGCGGCCGAGCGUGGCGCGUCGCCGGGUGAAGUCGCUCGUCGACGUUCGGCUCGCAAGCGACGGCGAGCGUUGCGCGAGCAGCGAGCCAAGCAGGAGCAAGCGCGACAAGCGCAGGCGGCCAGAGAACGGGAGGAGAAGGAGAGAGAGAGGAGAGAAGAAGCAGAAGUAGAGCCACCGAAAGAGCCUGAAAGUAAGAAGGAGAAACCACCACAGAGCCCUGGAGAGAUUGAAGAUGACUCCAAAGAUGAAGAGCGGGACGCAGAGCGCUCCGCGUCGCCGCUGUUCGGCGCGAAGACGGAGCGCAAGCGCAACGUGGACGACCGGCGCGUGAACGCCAUGGCGGCGCUGCGCGCGCAGAGGGACGCGCGCGCCACCCGCGUCGAGACCAAGCAGAAGAAGCGCGCGCAGGAGCAGGAGAGGAAGGAAGAGGAUGACGACGCAGACGACGAAAUUAUAGGCGGCACAAGCAAACAAAGUGUCAAAUUAAAGGCGUCAGACAUUUAUUCUGACGACUCCGGAUCAGAAUCUGAAGACAACAAAUCCCAAGGUCGCAGAAGUUCAUCAAGCUCUUCCUCCUCUGACGCAGAAGAAGAAGAGAAGAAGCGAGAGCGGGAAGUCGUGGAAGUCAAAUACGCUGACACUAGGGAACAAAUCAACAAACUUAGACUUAGCAGGUUCAAAUUAGAAAGACUAGUACAUUUGCCCUUCUUCUCCCGCGUGGUGCAAGGCUGCUAUGUCAGAAUCGGAAUAGGGAAUAAUAAUGGCAAUCCAGUUUAUAGGGUAGCAGAAAUAAUAGACGUGUACGAAACGGCAAAAGUAUACAAUUUAGGCAAUACGAGAACAAAUAAAGGAUUCAAACUACGGCACGGCACGCAGGACAGAGUGUUCCGACUGGAGUUCGUCAGCAACCAGGAGUUCACAGAUAACGAGUUCCAGAAAUGGCACCGAGCGAUCAAGGAGGCGAACAAGAAGCCGCCCACCAUGGACUACGUCAGAAACAAGAUCACAGAGGUCAAAGACGCGCUUAUGUACGAGUUUAAGGAGGAAGAUAUAGAGAAGAUAGUAGCAGAGAAGGAGAGGUUCCGACCGCAUCCCACCAACUACGCCAUGAAGAAGACGCAAUUGAUGAAGGAAAGAGAUGUGGCGCAGUUGAGAGGUGACGAAGAGUCGGUGGCCGAUCUCAACGGCAAACUGCAGGAGUUGGAGGAGAGGGCCAGCGCGCUGGACAAGACGCGCACGUCGUCCAUACAGAGCAUCUCCUACAUCAACAACCGCAACCGCAAGCUCAACGUCGAGACCGCCGAGCGGGCCAUCAUGGAGGAGAUAAAAGCGAACAAAGGCAAGAAGACCGACGACCCGUUCACGCGGCGGCACACCAAGCCCGUCAUGAACUUCAAGUCGCACACCGGCGCCUCGCGCUCACAGGAGUUGAUGAACGAAGAAGCAGAAGAAAUGAAGUUGAGGGAAGAAGAAGAGAGGGCGGCCAAAGAACGACAAGAGACAGAAAGACUUGCACUACAGCACCAAGAGAGUGAGAUAGAGAAGCCGAAGGAGAAGAAGAGCAACCCCACGACUGACAGCAGCAGCUUGUACUCUCUGCACGACUUCGACAUCAACAUCGACAUCGACUUGCCCAUAUCCAAAUCAUCUUCAAAUCAAUCAAAACAGAACACGACGAAAGUGAAAGAAACGGGCCCCAAGCGCUCGCUCAAUUUAGAAGAAUACAAGAAACGCAAGGGAUUCAUAUGAGUGCGAGCGGGACACACAUACGCGAGUGUUAGUGACAGAGCGAGAUAGCAGCGUAAUUACUACGCAUACGAUGAAAUAAAUGCGAAAAAAAUGUACUUUUUAUAUAUAGUUUUUUUUAUAGUGAUAUUUGUUGAAUAAGCAGAUGGUUCACUUGAUGUUGAGUGUCAUCACCUUUAAUAUUACACAGACAUGCUAGAAACAUAUCCUAUAAUGAUCUGCCAUGCGUUUGAUAACUUGAGACGUAGAUGCCUUCUGUGCCUGUAAUACUGUCAACUUUCUGAUCGGAAUACAGCAAUGCUGUGGUAAAAGGUAUUAGCAAAUCAGCCCCUGUAGCCAAAUGGCACGUCGAUUCUAUUUCUACGAUCGCAAACGUUUCGAAAACUAGAAAAAUGUAUGCGAAUGACAGAUCUUGACCACGUGACCUGUCGAUAGCAACUGUCAUUCCCUUACAUUUUUCUAGUUCUCGAAGCGUUAGCGAUUGUAGAAAGAUUAUCGACGUGCUAUUUGGCUACAGAGGCUGUACUCUUUAGGAUACCUAAGCAUUGUAGAAAAAAAGUUCCUGUCUCGGGAUACUCGACAAAAGUGAUAACUUAAACCUGCUGCCGUAUGCGGGAGAGAAAGGGAAGACAGAGUGACGUAACGCGUUACGUUACGAAGAGGUUUACCCUGCUAUAAGAUGUUAUCACUUCAAAAGAGCUCUGUAAGUAAACAAUAUCGGUCUAAUUUUAAAUGGUUGCGUAAGGUAUAAUUUUUUUUUUACUGACACUUGAUUGGAUAUACCAUAGACAUUUUAAUCACAAGACCACAAUUUCGAACUUUAAUAACAUCCCCUGUUAUUUUGUUUAAUUUUGAAGGAAAUAAUACAAAAAUAAUUAUGCAAUUGACGGUUUCGACAAGCUGUAAAUAAUGAAAAUUGUUUUUGUAGUUAUUUUCUGAAAGCGAAAAUCUAUCCACCAAAUCUAAUAGAUCUCCGCGACGCUCGAGUUAGUACAUGUUUAGCAUCACCCCUACCAUAUAUGUUCAUCUGCCAAGUAGAUUUCCUGCGAAGUGUUGUUCUAAAGGUGACCACUUAAUAUCAGGUGUGUUAUCUGCUUGGUCCAUCACAAGUAGCAUGAAAAGAAUCGCUUAGCGGCUUCAUACACUUCACUAACACUCAUAUACAAUAGUGAUACAAUCUGUUAGUACAUAUUAACUUUAUUAUUGUUUUAAUAUGGACUAUGAGCCUGCGAUAGUUAGACUUACCACAUUUUAUGAAGGUUGACAAAGUUUGUCAGUCCGAUCUCCUACUAUAGGUGUGGUAGCUAAUUGUGGAAUUUGGCCUGUGGUGGCUAUGGAAGGUAACAGGUUUCUGGUGGCUCUGGAAGGUCCAAGAUUUCUGGUGGCUUUGGAAGGUAACAGAUUUCUGGUGGCUUAUGAAGGUUACAGGUUUGUGGUGGCUUAGGAAGGUAACAGAUUUCUGGUGGCUCUGGAAGGUCCAAGAUUUCUGGUGGCUUAGGUAACAGAUUUAUGGUGGCUUAUGAAGGUUACAGGUUUGUGGUGGCUUAGGAAGGUAACAGAUUUCUGGUGGUUUUGGAAGGUAACAGAUUUAUGGUGGCUUAUGAAGGUAACAGAUUUCUGAUGGCUCUGGAAGAUCCAAAUUUCUGGUGGCUUAGGUAACAGAUUUAUGGUGGCUUAUGAAGGUUACAGGUUUGUGGUGGCUUAGAAAGGGAACAGAUUUCUGGUGGUUUUGGAAAGUAACAGAUUUAUGGUGGCUUAUGAAGGUAACAGAUUUCUGAUGGCUCUGGAAGAUCCAAAUUUCUGGUGGCUUAGGUAACAGAUUUAUGGUGGCUUAUGAAGGUUACAGGUUUGUGGUGGCUUAGGAAGGUAACAGAUUUCUGGUGGUUUUGGAAGGUAACAGAUUUAUGGUGGCUUAUGAAGGUAACAGAUUUCUGAUGGCUCUGGAAGAUCCAAAUUUCUGGUGGCUUAGGUAACAGAUUUAUGGUGGCUUAUGAAGGUUACAGGUUUGUGGUGGCUUAGAAAGGGAACAGAUUUCUGGUGGUUUUGGAAAGUAACAGAUUUCUGGUGGCUUUGGAAGGUAACAGAUUUUUUAUGGGUUUGGAAGGUAACAGAUUUCUUAUGGGUUUGGAAGGUAACAGAUUUCUUAUGGGUUUGGAAGGUAACAGAUUUCUUAUGGGUUUGGAAGGUAACAGAUUUCUUAUGGGUUUGGAAGGUAACAGAUUUCUUAUGGGUUUGGAAGGUAACAGAUUUCUUAUGGGUUUGGAAGGUAACAGAUUUCUAGUAAAAGCUGUGGUACUUUCAGUUUUCAAUGUGGUAUGUCUUACUAUCGCAAGCCCUCGUUCUUAUAUAAUAGUUAAUUCUUUUCUCUUUUUUUAUAUGACACAACAUGUCACAAUUUUUGUAUAAAUGUGUUAUUUUAUAAAGACAAUGUCAGACUCAACUUGUUUAACGCGGUUACUGAGCAAUUUGUUGUUUUUUUUUUUACAAAAUCUUGUAUUGAUUUACUGGAAGCAAUUGAUGAUGGGUGAUUUUGAAAUCCUGGUUUGCUACCCUAUUUCCAAAAAGACCAUUCUGUAUUCGAAAUGUUUUAAACGUUAAGUUUUCAACUUUACAGUAUAAAAGUGAAUAAUAAUUACGUGUAUGACCUAACAAAUGCACUAAAUAAAAAUGACUAUGUGGUUAGUUAGUACGCCGAAGGUAGGUAAGUAGGAAGGUGUGAGAGGAUUACCAGAAAAAUCUCUCUAUAAUUUGCUUAAAGACCUUAAGCUGCUUUAGUAGGAUCUUACCAAAUUUGGCUUGGCAGGAAGAACAACACGAGCGGAGAAUCGGAGUGUUAGUUAACUGUCAAGCAAUUCUUUAACCCUACGUCCUUUGCUCACAAGUCCAAGAUUCGGUUCGGAGUAUUUCUCUGCCACGCGACGGCCCCGGCACCAGCAGGGUGAAUCCAUAGAAUGCUAUAUUUGUCUCACUAAAUUAACAUAAUGUUUGCUUAUACUGAGCAUAUUUGAAAUAAAUAAAUUUAUUGACUUAAUACCCAUAACCGCCGAUUUGAUUUUAGUACUUACCUAGAUCACAAUACAAUCACAUGAUUGUUAUUUCUUGAAAACAAUUAUUUUAACUAAAAAUUCAAAAUGUAUGUAAUAGCGUUAACACUGUUAAGUCUGCGCCUGUCUUUAUAUAUUUUUUAAAGUUAAGCCUCUUAUACAUUUUGACUGUUAUACAGAUUAUUGUUUUAACAAUAUUGAAUAAUAAUAAUGAAUAUUAUUAUAAUUAAUAGUUUUUAAUCUUUUUAUGCCUUUGUAUUGGUAGGAACAAAUUGACCUAAUGAUUUUAUAACCACCGAGCACAGGUCUACAUUAUGACAUGGUGGGUUUCACCUAUAUUCCCAUGUAUGGUUUAUAGUUUAUACCCACCAUUCCAAUAAACAAAAUUGAAGAUUCUCUAAUUAACAUUGUAAUUUAAUUUUGUACUGUUUUGGUUAAGUAUUUUCGGAAACUAAGGCGAACAGACAAACUAACAUUUUAAAUAAUAACAAACACAGGUGCAAUAUUCCAUCAUUUCCACGCCGUUCACUAGUUUCUGAGUUAUUGUGUAACAAAUAAGUUAUAUAAACACUAACGAGAUACACAAAAAAGAAAUCCAAGAAUUGAAAAGUGAAGAAAAAUUGGACAUUUUUUAGACAAUUUUUCAUUUUUUUAUUUGAAUUUUGAUUUGAUUUACUUAAAACGCUUUUUAAACAGAUACAUGAGGGUCAUUUUUAAUUCGAAUCCUCUUGGAACUUCAGAAAACUACAAAUCAUGGCACAAAGAAGAUCCUAUUCUCUCUUUGUU
This is a messenger RNA of Bicyclus anynana (squinting bush brown), 6416 nucleotides long. It is a transcript of the gene Rtf1, whose product is annotated as RNA polymerase-associated protein Rtf1. The transcript is spliced from 19 exons. The coding region runs from base 220 to 2589 and encodes 789 amino acids. The record is from RefSeq and is a predicted model, not a curated record. Gene Ontology annotation, cellular component: Cdc73/Paf1 complex. Lineage: Eukaryota; Metazoa; Arthropoda; Insecta; Lepidoptera; Nymphalidae. Gene Ontology annotation, molecular function: DNA binding; RNA polymerase II C-terminal domain phosphoserine binding.